AUGGAGGCAGUGGGGAGCAGCACGCUCGCGGAGCAGCGCGACUCGGCGCGUGUGAGCAGCAACGACGAGGCACUGUUGGUGCUGUGCGACGAAACCAAGCGCUCGCGGCUCGAGGAGUACCUAGCGUCGCCUGUCUUUGGGUGUCUCCCGAUUGAGCCCUCAGCCUUCCAGGCCUCCGGCACCCCGCCCCUCCCAACCCCAGCAGUGGAUGAGAACGCGGCGCCGACGGAGGUGGCCAAGAAGCGAAAGAGGAAGAGGAAGCGAGCCGUGCUCGACUCGGUGUGCCUUCUCUUCUUGCGCCUGCCCUGUUCACCAUCUUCAUCGCCGUCGGCCGUCGAGUCGACUGUGGAGCCGACGUCGGCCGCUUCUUCUCCGCCGCCGGCGCUGCGGCAGCCCUCCGCCGCGUUCGGGGCCUUCAUGCGCGAGCGGCUCUUCCACCACCCGUUCCUCUACCGCUACGCCAAGUCCUUCUACAUCGUCACCAACGCCUCCAACGACCUUGACUUCCUCCAGGACAUCGCCCAUGACGCCAUCCGUACCAACAAGGCGCGUGUGCUUCGACUGUGCGUGUUCCCCAAGUCGCGAACCGAGGCGGUGGUGAACGCGCUGCCGGCCGAGGUGCAGCUCCACCCGAAGCAGUUCACCCACGUCCUCUCCAUCGCCCGCGAGCGCGGCCGCUACUACUACGGCCUCGCCCCCAAGGAAUUAUUCUGGGGACCUGAGAGCGGCGUGCACUCGGUGCAGAUGGACAAGGUGUCGCGGGCGUACCACAAGAUGAAGGAGGUCUUCACGCGGAUCGACUGCCUGCGGCUGGCCGACACCGCCCAGUGGACGGCCAUCGACGUGGGCGCCGCCCCCGGCGGCUGGACGCAGUACCUGAGCCCGCUCAUGAAGCAGGUCAUCAGCAUCGACCCGGGCGAGUUGCGAAUCGAGCUGCCGCCCAACGUCGUGCACCUCAAGAAGAAGGUCGAAGAUUGUAUGGAGGAGUUGAGGAAGGAGGCGCCGGUGGACAUGCUGGCGUGCGACAUGAACAUGUGCGAGGCCCUGCAAGCGAUAGAGGUCAUGCUGCCGCUCGCUCCACUGCUCCGAAAAGGCGGCUACAUCGUCAUGACCUGGAAGCUGCCCAAGCGCAUGGACGUGAAUCUGGAGGUGAAGACCGAGGCGCUACGAGUCAACUUCGCCGAGCAGUUCGCUGGUUUCGAGAUCGUUCAGGUCAUUUGGCUCCUCGCCAACAUGUACGAGCGCACCGUCGUUGCGCGCAAGAUCGCCGAGUGA
This is a messenger RNA of Acanthamoeba castellanii str. Neff, 1275 nucleotides long. RefSeq names its product ribosomal RNA large subunit methyltransferase J, putative. The record is from RefSeq and is a predicted model, not a curated record. The transcript is spliced from 7 exons. Lineage: Eukaryota; Discosea; Longamoebia; Acanthamoebidae. The coding region runs from base 1 to 1275 and encodes 424 amino acids. Gene Ontology annotation, biological process: methylation. Gene Ontology annotation, molecular function: methyltransferase activity.